Molecule: messenger RNA, 1458 nt
Organism: Rotaria sordida
Lineage: Eukaryota; Metazoa; Rotifera; Eurotatoria; Philodinida; Philodinidae
Source: the annotation of a GenBank genome assembly
AUGAGUUCACUGGGAAGAUCACCAUCAUCAGCAAAAGACCUUGCUGGAACACUAUCAACUCCAGAAGAAAUUGAAUUACGAGAAGUGAAUCAACCAUUGUUACCUACAAAUAAUGACAUUCCAAGUCCGACUGAACAAAAUGAUGAAACAACGCCAUUUUCAUUAAAUUCGGAUGAUAAUGAAAAUGGACAACCAACUAUUGAGUUUCGUCCAGCAAGAGAAAAUGAAACUGAUAUUCGACAACGUCAUCGUCAUUCUACUUCAUCGAAUCGAUCGCCUACACGUCGAAAUGGUGGUUUACGACAAAUAGCACGCGACUUCUGGGCUGAUUUAAUGCCAGCUGAUAAUCGUAAUGCAAGAAUAUUACCAGUAUUAAUUUUUAUUAUUUUUAUUGUAAUUAUUCUUCUUACAAUUAUAUUCGUAGCACUUGGUUAUACAAGUAUUGAUUAUGAUGAAUUUGGUGUAACACAUAAUUUAUGGACAGGUAUUAUGGAUUUAAAACAUCCAUAUUUAACUGGGGUUUAUUUAAUAUUACCAUGGAAGAGAAUGAUUAAAUUCGAUAAAACAGCUCGAUAUCUCAAUUUUGAUUCUCUGACAAUUUUUACAACUGAUCAAGCUAGUGUUAUUUUAGAUGCUACAAUUGUCUAUCGAAUAAGACCCGAUCAAAUAGAACCAAUCUGGUUAAAUUUUGCUAAUGCACAUGAAAGUAUUCUUCGUCUUGUUGCUGAAAAUAUUUUUCGUAAUCAUGGUAAUCAAUUUUCUAUUUAUGAUUAUCGUGCACGUCGAGAACAUGUUGAAUAUAAUUUAUCACGUAUAUUACAACAAACAUUAUCAGGUGAUUGUUGUCCAAUAUGUUGUCAACAUCAUACAUGUUCAAAAACAAUUGAAUAUUCAUGUAAAAAAUUAAUUCAUUGUAAUAAUACAUCAAUUACAUGUUCACAUGGCUAUUUUGUUGAUAUUGAUGCUGUUUAUAUAUUUAAAGUUGCAUUACCACAACAAGUAAUAAAACGUCUUCAUAUAUUAAUGCUUAAACCAAUUUAUACUGAAAUAGCUGAAAGUCAAGAAAAUACUUCAUUAAUUUGGAUUGAAACAGAACGACAACGAAAUGUUUUUUUAAAUAAAGCACGUGAAACAUUAAUGAAUGCAUUAGCUAAAUAUGAAUUAAUACGUGAAAAAGCACGAAUUAUUUAUGAAAGUCGUUUACUUAAACAAUUAAGUUCAUCUGAAGGAAAUUUAUUUCGUCGAUUAAAUAUUCAAACAACAACGGAUAAAUUAUCAACGUCAUUUUUACUUGAAAUGAAUCAUUUAGCUAAUUUAACAAAAACAGUUGAUAUUGAUAGUUUAGUUACACAAUGUGAUCAAACUGAAAAAACAAAACCAACAAAUGAUUUAUUUGACUUUGUUCCUUCAUUGAAUGUUUUUGAUAUGACUGAAUUUAUUUCUAUACUUGAUAAUUAA